CUUCUUAGCCUUACCUCGUACUUAGGACUUCGAGGCUGAGUCCUAACUUCUACUUCGACCAGUUAUGAACCAUCGAAAAACGUCUACAAAACGCAAUGAUGAUGCUAGCUCUGAUGCUCUGCACCAGUACCAAGAUACCGAUGGCCAUUUUUCUCUUGUGAGGAACUUUCGCUUAGCUGAUCUAGUCACCAUAAUGAACGGUGUCUGUGGAUCGUUCUCCAUGUUCUCAUCCGCAAAAUACCUUCUUUCGAAUGACCGUGACUAUCUGUGGUCAGCGCUCGCUUUCCCCUUGGCUGGCUUGCUGUUUGAUUUUUUCGAUGGAAAAGUUGCGAGAUGGAGGAAAUCUAGUAGUCUACUUGGUCAAGAGCUGGACAGUCUUGCUGACUUGAUCUCAUUUGGAGUGGCUCCAGCGUUAUUGGCUUUCACUGUCGGUCUUAGGACUUAUCUGGAUACGGUGGUCCUUACCGGCUUUAUUUGCUGUGGCCUGGCAAGACUGGCACGGUUCAACGCUACCGUUGCUUUAGUACCAAAAGACGAAGCAGGCAAAGCUAAAUAUUUCGAAGGACUGCCUAUUCCUUCUUCAUUGGCCCUCGUCGCAGUCCUUUCCUACUGGACCAAAAUGGGCUGGAUUGAAGGCCAGGAGGGAAUUCCCCUUGGCACAAUAACUUUGUGGGGUGCGGCGGAAGGAACUGGAGAAAUACAUUUGGUUAGUAUCAUUUUUGGAUGCUGGGCCGCCGCAAUGGUUAGCAAAACGCUGCGGGUACCCAAGAUCUAGAACAAACAUUUAUAUUUGAGGACUUUAUGAAUACUUUACGUCGUGGUUCGCUAGUACAGUAAAUGACAUAUAUUCAACAUGUAUACACGACCGUACCACGUAGGCUCCAUAGGUUGUAC
Lentinula edodes (shiitake mushroom) is the source of this 894-nucleotide messenger RNA. RefSeq lists its product as uncharacterized. Lineage: Eukaryota; Fungi; Basidiomycota; Agaricomycetes; Agaricales; Omphalotaceae. Gene Ontology annotation, molecular function: phosphotransferase activity, for other substituted phosphate groups. Bases 65 to 775 code for a protein of 236 amino acids. Gene Ontology annotation, biological process: phospholipid biosynthetic process. The transcript is spliced from 3 exons. Gene Ontology annotation, cellular component: membrane. The record is from RefSeq and is a predicted model, not a curated record.